This is a messenger RNA of Exophiala aquamarina CBS 119918, 465 nucleotides long. RefSeq names its product superoxide dismutase. The transcript is spliced from 4 exons. The record is from RefSeq and is a predicted model, not a curated record. Gene Ontology annotation, molecular function: superoxide dismutase activity; copper ion binding. Bases 1 to 465 code for a protein of 154 amino acids. Lineage: Eukaryota; Fungi; Ascomycota; Eurotiomycetes; Chaetothyriales; Herpotrichiellaceae. Gene Ontology annotation, biological process: removal of superoxide radicals.
AUGGUCAAAGCAGUUGCCGUCCUCCGAGGAGACUCCAAGGUCACCGGCCAAGUCACCUUCGAGCAGGUUGAUGAAAACUCCCCUACAACCAUCAGCUGGAAUCUCAGCGGUCAUGAUGCCAAUGCCGAGCGGGGCUUCCAUAUCCAUCAGUUCGGUGACAACACCAAUGGCUGCACCAGUGCUGGCCCUCACUACAACCCUCACGGAAAGACACACGGUUCUCCCACCGACUCUGAACGCCAUGUUGGUGAUCUAGGCAACAUCAAGACCGAUGCUCAGGGCAACGCAAAGGGUAGCGUUACCGACAGCUUGAUCAAGCUGAUCGGCGAGCAGAGUGUCCUGGGCCGCACCGUCGUCUCUCACGCUGGUACCGAUGAUCUCGGCAAGGGCGGGAACGAGGAGAGCAAGAAGACUGGCAACGCUGGCCCCCGACCUGCAUGCGGUGUCAUUGGCCUCGCCGCAUAA